This is a messenger RNA of Protopterus annectens (West African lungfish), 6611 nucleotides long. It is a transcript of the gene TTYH1, whose product is annotated as tweety family member 1. Bases 252 to 1862 code for a protein of 536 amino acids. Lineage: Eukaryota; Metazoa; Chordata; Ceratodontiformes; Protopteridae. The transcript is spliced from 14 exons. The record is from RefSeq and is a predicted model, not a curated record. Gene Ontology annotation, cellular component: plasma membrane; smooth endoplasmic reticulum membrane. Gene Ontology annotation, molecular function: intracellularly calcium-gated chloride channel activity; volume-sensitive chloride channel activity.
UCCAGUUGCAUUGUGUAUCAGUCAUCACAGAUCCUUCCCACACAGCCGAAUGCACUCAUCAGUAUGGUAUGGGAUUAGAUAGAGCUUGCUGCACAUAUACCAAGGAUGAAUAUUUAAAAAUGAAUGACUCUGUCUCUGACUUCAGUGCAUUGUUGUGCUAGAGGGUGGCUAUUUGGACAUCCACAGCAGACUACCCCUAGGUUUCUAUUUUUAGUUUCUGUACAGUAGAGUUACAAGACUUUGCUGGAUCGAUGGCUUCUACUCAGGGCUACAAGGCUUCGUGGUGGGUUCAGAUUUUGCACCAGGUUCCACAUGUGAAUUUUCAGUUCAAUAUUGUGGACAGCACUUUUGCUCCUCAGGAGUGGGACUACCAACAGGCUUUGCUCUUUCUGUCUGCCAUAGCUGGGAUCUGUCUGGUGAUAAGCCUCAUCCUGAUAUGUGUCUACUUAAUCCGGUUUUGCUGCUGUAACUCUGAUGAAGACGAAGAGUCAAAGGAUCACCGUGUUUGCUGCGUUACAUGGAGCAGUGUGACAGCUGUGAUCUUCUGCUGUGCUGGCAUUGGCAUUGGUUUCUAUGGAAACAGUGAGACCAAUGAUGGUGGAUAUCAAGUGGCCUACUCCUUAAUGAAUGCAAACCAUACCCUCUCCUCCAUUGACCAGUUGGUCUCUGAUACCGUCACAGUGUUAAACAUUGCAGUGAAGAAUCAUCUCACGCAUCUAGAGGAGGUCUUCAGUAAGCGGACAGAGUUAAUUGUUAUUGUACGGAACACAAGGCGUCAGGCUGAGUCCCUCACCCUGCACAUUAGCAACCUCACUUUCUGGAAAGAUACACAUUUUACACCCUUCCAGACUGGAGAGCAAAUAAAUCUUUUUGAGGAUUACAGAUGGUUGGCUUACAUACUGCUGCUCUUAAUGGAUCUCAUCAUUUGUCUCUUCAUCCUUUUGGGGCUAGCAAAACAAGCUAAAUGGCUAGUAAUUGUGAUGACCAUGAUGGGGUCGCUGGCACUUCUUCUCAGUUGGGGGUCCCUGGGAUUGGAGACAGCAGCAGUUGUGGGACUGAGUGAUUUCUGUGUUGAUCCCAAUUCCUUCAUUCUCAAUACCACUGAAAUGAAAACAGAUAUCAGUUCAGAUAUCCUCCAGUAUUAUCUGACAUGUAAUCAGCUUGUUAGAAACCCUUUUCAGCAGAGGCUGACAGUGUCACAGCGUGCUCUAGCUAGCAUUCAUUCCCAGUUACAUGGACUUGAAAGAGAAGCGAUCCCACAGUUUCCUUCCGCAAAGGAUGACUUGCAAGUGCUCCAAAAUACAUUAAACAGGACGGAAGGAAAUUUUCAUCAGCUUAUUGCACUGUUAAACUGUAGAGGUUUACACAAGGAUUCCGCGGAUGCAGUGAAGGGAUUGUGCUAUGAUGGUGUGGAAGGCCUCCUCUUCCUUCUUCUUUUCUCUUUCCUCUCAGCCCUUUCCUUUACUGCCAUGAUCUGCACACUUCCACGAGCUUGGAAACAGUUCCAAAACAGGGAUUCAGAUUAUGAUGACAUGGAUGAUGAUGACCCAUUCAACCCUCAGGCACGUAGACAGACAUCUCGUGUGACAGGCAGGCCACACCUGCCAAGUUUCUAUAGCUACAGCAGUAGCUGCGGCAGCCAGAACAGCCUGCGUGUCUCAGCCCCUCCCAUUUCCAACGCCCCCGUCUCACAGUACAUGAAUCAAAGCGCUUUGUUCAGUGGCAAUCCUCGAUAUGAAAAUAUUCCCCUAAUUGAUCGACACUCUCCACCCCCUUCGUACUCCCCCAGUAUGAGGACCUCUUACAUCGGAACCAACCAGGAGGACAGCUUAAUUCAAUGUAGGACAGAGUUCUUAUCCUAAAAUGUGCAAGACCAGUAGAUCCACUAACAUGUGACUUCAUUUGAGAUGGACAGUCCACAUGUGUACAGAAUUUAGAUAGAAAUACCUGUCCCUAAACUAACCAAAAUGGGCAGACAGCUAGACUAACAUGAAAAGAAAUAAGGGAAUCCUAGUUAUCUGCGGUCCUUAGUAGCAAAAACAAUGCACACAGUAGCAAUAAUGUCAGUUCAGUGAUAACCACAUAUAACUAUCACUGUUGCAAUAUGAGCUCUUUAAAAACGAGUGUCAGUUAAUAUGAGAUUAUACUGAAAUAAUGAAAUGCAAGCCAAACAAUUGUCAACUGUAUUAGCAGACAGACAGUGACAGUGAGCUCAGCAAAGGGUAUAACAGACCACUCACAGAAGUAAAAUGAAGAACAAGUACAAAUAAUAAAGGAGGAAGACCUAUAAAGGGGGAAUUACAGAUAUAUAAAAACUACUGUCAGCUUCACCCACUGAGAUAAAUUAGGUGGAUAUUCUGCACUGAAGAGAGAUGAAGAGGAAGGCAUAAAGAUGGACUGACAUGUUAACAAUAGAGGCAGCAAUCCAAGAUACAUACUGUGAAAAGGAGAAAGAAGAUGAUACAUAAUGAUAGUGCAAAGCCAUACAGAAACAAGUAAUGUGAUCCUAUGAAAUCUAAGCAACAAGUAUUUCUCUAUUUACUAAAUCCUGUAGCCUUGAAUAAAGGAAUCAUUACUGAAAAACCAAGAUAUGACUGGCUUUUACAAAAUUCCAUUUUGGUGCUUAUAGCAAUCUUUACAACUGCAUUACAAACAUGAAAGGCCGUACUACUACAGCAUAGAAGAAAGCAGUCUUAGAGACGAAGUUAAUAAGUGAAAACUGAGGUUUGAUAAAGGAGCCAUACAGGAACUAACAACUUAAAGUGACAUGCAGGGUUAUGUAGCCUUGAAAUAUAUUUGUAGACACCUGCAUUCUUCUUUUCAUAUUGCCCGACUGACUCACUUUUUUAGUUAUUUAGAGCCAUAACUGAUAUAUGAAACAAAUAAACAGACUUUGACAGGAGCUGUGAUUAAAAGAUGAAGUAUAACUUGGUUGCACUGAUAUUAUAAAUUAAGUAAUCACCAGGAACACAAAAAAGAAAAAUGAUGGAAGACAACCUAAUGAAUCUUUUUCCCCAGAUUUUCAAAAGAGCUUCAAUGGUGUUCCAAUAAAAAUCAUUUUCCAGCUAUCUGUUGCAGUAGAGCUUAUUGUUUUCUCAUUUACUUUAAGAGAUUAAAUAGCCCAAAACCACAACAUUAUUUUGACCUAGUUAGUAUCAUAGAAUUAAAGAGUCAGAAUGAUAAUCCUGUUCCAUUUAUUUACUGCAGAAACAACUAGAAGAGAAGUCCAAAAGAAAAAGAUAUCAAGAAAUACAGGUGCACAUUUCAUCUGUUCAGCUGCUUAGACUGUCAUAUAGUGUACUGAUACAUAAGGGCAUUCUAAGAAUAUGGAUAGUUUGUGUAGAAAGGACUUUAGCCACUGUAGUUUGGUAUGAACUAAUGUUUUUGCAAUAGCUACAUACAGUAAUGAAUGAUAUCCCAUUCACAUAUAUACAUGCAACAGAAAUGCACUGAGUUACAUAUGCACAUCCUUAAAGAUUCAUCUCUGAUCCAAGACAGAAAACACAAGAAAGACUGAAAAUCUGUAACAAAACAGAAGUCUGUCAGAAAACACUUUCUAAGCUUGACAACAGCUCAAGGCUACAACUUCAGACAACAACAGAGUGAAGAGAUCUGGAAGCACUGCUUCAUUUAUAAGAAUGCCAGCAAACUAAGACACUAAUAAUGUGAUUUCUGUUUAGCAUUUAGAUAUUCCUGGUCUUGGUUACCCAUAACUGAAGAUUUGGGUAUGGACAUGAGUCUUUUACAGCCAUUCACUGUAUAAACAGGGUAUACUGUACCAUAUUAUUGCAUUGUAACUGCAUACAUUUUGCACAGAUGCAGACACGUCUUCCUCAAAUAGAGUUAUUGCUAUAUUCCAUGCUGGCUACAGUAUAAAUGUCAGCAAAUGGAACACUAUCUGUCUAAGCAUUUUAACAGAACCUUAGGUUAAGAACAGACUGCCUUGUGGGUACCCACCCCUUUGUCCUUAAAGUUUUGUAGGUUAAAUACUUAAGCAUGCAUGAUAUUUAAAAAGAAUGUGUGUGCUUCUCCAUACAAUGUCCGCUGUGUUAUACAGUUAUCCAGUGUCAUCAAAGCAUUCUAGUGAAAAUAGAUUACCAUGUAAAUGGGGUGAUUAACAAAUCUAUUUCAUGGACUUCAACAUCACAAACAUAAAGUAACAUUCUUCCACCUGUCAAAUAAACCAAAUAUGCCUGUUAGGUGAUAUUACAAUAACAUGGUAUAAAAUGUAUGAAUUUGUUGUUUUUAUACCAUCCUUUUUUAUUUUAUUUUAAACUGACUAACCUGUUCUAAAUUGUAGCCCAUAACUACACUUUGCAAAUUACACUGUUCUUUUUUCAAGUUCUGCUAUACAAAAUAUGUCAAGAUUUUUUUUUGAGACUAUAACUGCUUAGAUGUACUUUAUUCUUUGAUGUUAUGUUAUGUUGUUUUGUGGACUUUGCUGGUGCCUAAAGAUAUUUACUGAGAUUGGGCCACCUAUCUAGUUACUUAAGAAAGAAGUAACGUAGUUCUUAGAGUCAUUAGCUAUAGCUUUAUUACCAUACACUGGAAGAGGAAUAUUGUUCAAUUUUGCAAACUGGAACUUAUUACACUGUGAACAAAAUGCAACACUUCAUUUCCACACAUUAUUUGUAGUCCAUAAUACUUAUUAAUUUGAUGUGCAUUACAUAAUUUUUAUGCAGAACAGGCAGCGAAAAUCACCAUUCAGAUGUUUCAUUCCACAAAAUGGAUGCAUUGAUGUAUCAAUUCCAACAUCUGCCCAAGAAAAUAUGCGGCUUAAAACACUAGUAGGACAUGAUGUAUUGUAAUAAUGCAUAUGAUAAUGUAAAGAACUGUACACAUUCCCUUUAGUUUACGUGCAAGUCAGAUUAAUUGUUUCUUUCUUUUUCUAUUUCCCAACUUUUUAACUGUUCUUACAUUUCAUUCUGCCAUUAUAUCAGGCUACAUUGCACACCAGAGAAAAUACAAAAUAAAGGUAAUACCUGAUAUGACCACUCUUCAGUCUCUGUCUCAAACAUUCAGUCAUGCUGGUUUCUAUCUUGUUAAUGUUUCAGUUUGUGGGUUUGAAGAGAGGCAGACUUCUAAAACCUAACUUUAACUGAAAUAUAUCUGAAAGCAAAGCAGUGAAGAAGUAGAAAUUCCUGGACUUUUAUCCAUAAGAAAUAGUAGACUUCACACUUAUACAUUUCCUUUUCUUGUCUGAACCACUUGCACUUCAGGUUCUCUGUGCUAAUUAUUUUAUCUUCAUUCAAUGAUUUUCCAAAACCCACUUUAUUCUACUUAGGGUUGCAGUGAAUUGGAGUCUUUUUCAGCAAUAGUAGGUACAAGGCAGAAGAAUAAUCUUAUAUGGGAUGCUGGCCCCUCACACACACUUAUGGCUGUUUAGAGGUUUGCCAUUUCACAUAACAGUAAGCCAUUUUGAAUGUUGGGGGAAACUGCAGCAUCAGGUAAACAUUCAUAUGGGUACAGGUCCUCUGUAGCUUUGGUCUUUGUUUUGCCCUCCUCUUCUUUUUCACAUUACAUCUUCUCUUCAUAUAUUUUUAAAGACACUGCUACCAGACAUAGGAUGUCUUUUAUAUAGUAAAUUGGUUAAGAAAAUACUGUAUACAUGAACAUGGUAGAUGAAUCAUUGAUUAUCUGAGCUUUAAAAUAAGACAAAUGAAAAAUUUAAAUCAGCAUGGCUUUGUACAAGUCUACAUAAAUCAACUUUCAAUUUGUACCAUUCUUCUGAUCAAGCAAACUGUACCAUUGCACAUUGAGACAGAUAAAUGAAAAGAUGAAAAGAUUCUUGUGUUAAUCAGACUAUCCCACAUAUGUACUUAUCGGUUUGAUAAGAACACCACAGCAUUCCAGAAAUCAAGUAAUACUUACGUAUCUCAACACAAAGCGUUAUCAAUUAGUCUGUUUAUUCAGUGACCAACAUUUUUAAAACACAUUUGCCUACUUCCAAAGAAUAACAGAUAAGAAUUGGUACCUAUUUAAAACUAAAAACAGAUUCUUGAGAACCAUUUCUUUUAUCUAACCCAAAGCCAAGCAAACCAACACUGAGUAUCUUCUGCAUAUUUUUCAUAGUCUAAUUUUCUUUUACCAUUGCUAGACUGGAUCUGAGACAGAGCUCUUUCUUUGUCCUCUAACAAAUCUAUAAUACUAACAAGUCAUUCUCCUUAUCCUGUUGCUGAAUUUGAUUGCAGAGGGGUAUGUCUGCAGGCUUUCUGAUCACUUUUCAGACAGCCAGAGGUUCUAAGUCUGACUAACCAUAAUUAGGUGGUCGAAGGUUAUAACACUGUAAUAGAUACCUUCUCAUGUCUAAUGCCACAACAUGAAAUACCAUGGAAAGGUUAAAAUCCUACCAGUACACUUCCAUAUUUUACUGUAAUACUAAUGCAAUGCAGUUCUUUUAUAAAAUAAAGUAAGUCUAUAGCAAUGAACAUUUUGUAAAAAUAAAGCAGUGUUACUUAUCUUUCUAAAUGUAAUGCUUUAAACUUGAUUUGUUUUUCAGAAAAUUCAAUUUUCUUGUUUACUAUAUUUCUUGUUCUGACUGACCCUUUUGAUGACUUUCUAGUGAAUUUAAUGUAAAGCACUUUUUGUAAUAAAACCGGAGAAACAUCACA